Hibiscus syriacus is the source of this 3106-nucleotide messenger RNA. Its product is annotated as probable disease resistance protein At1g61300. NCBI's taxonomy places the organism in Eukaryota, Viridiplantae, Streptophyta, Magnoliopsida, Malvales, Malvaceae. The transcript is spliced from 2 exons. Gene Ontology annotation, molecular function: protein binding; ADP binding. Bases 175 to 2925 code for a protein of 916 amino acids. The record is from RefSeq and is a predicted model, not a curated record.
GCGGAGCUUCCUCAUAUUUUCCCAGAAAUUUCCUCUGUGUUGUAGGUGAAGCUUAGUUUAAAUUUAGGGCGUGAAUAGCGGCUCUUCUGCAAACCAAGGAACUUCAUUUGGCCGUUUUCUUCAUCAGCUGCUUCUCUCCGAUCAUCGUCUUCGAACAACCUUCUCAAAAGAGCCAUGGACUUUGUUCUGAAUAAGAUAGAUAAACACUUGGACAAUCAUAGAAGCCUUGAUCAACAUCGGAAGAACCUUAAAAGGAAAUUGGAGGAAUUGAUUGGUUUGAAGAAAGACACAGAAUCUAUAAUGAGAUCAGAGCUGCAGCCGAGAAAGAAACUCAAGGCGGAAGUCCAGAUAUGGUUGGAAAAUGUUGAAAGAGUCAAUGUCGAAGUGCAAGCCCUUGAUGGAAGAAUCGGUGAAAGUACUGCUCUUACACGUGGAUUUCACACAAAAGAUGUGUCAAAGAGUAUUACGGAAGUUGAAGAACUUAUUAUUCAACAUGGUAAGUUUCAUGGAGGUUUGGUGGUUGACAAUCCUCAAUGGAUAGGACAAGUUUUAUCGACAACAAGUUUAUCAGGUGAAGCUGUAAAGGCAUGUAUUGAAGAUAUCUGGAAUUGCUUGAUGGAUGAUGAGGUUCCAAAGAUUGGAGUUUGGGGGAUGGGUGGCGUGGGGAAAACAAGCAUCAUGAAGGUUAUAAACAACCAACUCUUAAAAGAGACAGGGAAAUUUGAUAUUGUGAUUUGGAUCACUGUAUCCAAAGAGAUGAAUGUUGCUAAACUGCAGAAAGACAUUGCUAGUAAAAUUGGAGUAGAAUUUUCUGGUGAUGAAGAUGAAACUACAAGGGCAGGGAGGCUCUUUGAAACAUUGUCUCAGAAGAGUAGGUUUGUGAUGAUCUUGGAUGACCUAUGGGAGAAGGUUUCACUUGAGAGAAUAGGAAUUCCUGAGCCAUCAAAUGGGACUAAAUUAGUGUUGACAACAAGAUCAGCUGAUGUGUGUCGACAAAUGGGUUGUAGAAUGAUUAAAGUGAAGCCUCUGACGGAAGAAGAGGCAUGGAAGUUGUUCUUAGAGAAGGCGGGCUGUGAUAUUCUCAAUAUUCCAGCGGUGGAACCAAUUGCAAGAUCAGUUGCUAAGCAUUGUGCAGGUUUGCCCUUGGGUGUAAUUACUAUAGCUUCUUGUAUGAAGGGCAUUGAUGACAUUUCAGAAUGGAGGAAUGCACUAAAUGAAUUAAGUCUACGCGAAAAGAGUGUUAAUGGAUUCGAAGAUGAAGUGUUCCAACAAUUACAAUUUAGUUAUGAUCGUUUAAAGAAUCCAAAACUUCAAGACUGUUUCCUCAGUUGUGCAUUAUAUCCGGAAGAUUGGAAAAUUGAAGAACGAAGUCUUAUUCAACUUUGGAUCGCAGAAGGGCUUGUGGAAGAAAUGGAUAGCAUGAGGGCAGGGUUUGACAGGGGUCGUGCAAUAAUGAAUAGACUCAUCAGCAAUUGCUUGCUGGAAGUUUUUGCUGACGAAGAACAUGCAAGAUCUGUAAAAAUGCAUGAUCUUCUAAGGGACAUGGCAUUGCGUACUGCAAAAUCUCGAUUCUUGGUAAAAGCCGGCAUGAUGUUAGAAAAGGCACCAGAUGUGCAAGAAUGGAGCAUGAAUCUAGAGAAAGUUUCGUUGAUAUGGAAUCAGUGGUUAUAUAUACCCUUGGAAAUGUCACCCCCAAAGUGCCCCAGGCUCACAACAUUAUUGUUGUCUCAUUGCAAUAUAGCGAGUAUUCCAGAACGAUUUUUCAAGCAUAUGGAUGCACUCAAGGUUCUUGAUCUUUCCGAAAAUCCUAUCAAGAGUCUUCCAAUUUCCUUGUCAAAGUGUCCCGGGCUCACAACAUUGUUGUUGUCUGAUUGUCGUAUAGAAAGUAUUCCAGAAAGCUUCUUCGAUGAUGCGAAUGAACUCAAGAUUCUUGAUCUUUCCUUCAAUCCUAUCAAGAGUCUUCCGCAUUCCUUAUCAAAUUUGAAGAACCUCACUUCAUUGUUGGUUGAAUGUUGUGAUUUAGGGAAUGUUCCAUCGUUGUCAAAUCCUGAAGUUUUAAAGAAGUUGAAUCUUCGAGGAACAAAGAUCAAGGAAAUCCCGAAUGGAGUACUUUCAAGACUUUGUUGUCUUCAAGACUUGAUCGUCGGUGAAACUCUGAUAAAUGGAAAGGAGGUUGGUGGAUUGAAGAAACUGCAGGGAACUCUUGAAGGGAGGUUUUAUGACUGGCACAACUUAAAUAUGUAUCUCCAAGCUUGUCGUGGCCGAGAAGAGCCUCGUGAAUACAUAAUCUACGUGGGAAAUAGAUACUUUCAUAAGUCUACUGAAUAUGGAGGAAAACAAAUUGUUGUAAGAGAUCGUAACAUCUAUAACAACCGGAUUGUGCUUCCACGUGACAUUGAGGGAUUGGAUAUUGGGUGUUGCAGUGUUGAUUGCAGUGAGGAAUACCCGCUUUUCUCCAGCUUUAUCCUCUUCUCACUUUCCUCCUUUUCAUCUCUUAAAUCUCUUGAAAUAAAAGAUUGCAGAAAUAUGAAAAAGUUGUUCUCCUCCAACUGUGUGCCGCCAAAUUUACGAAGGCUUAAUGUUGUUGGGUGUAAGCAAUUGGAGGAAAUAAUAACAUCAGAAGUUGAACCGGAGGAAAGAGGAAUGGUUAUCACAGAGUUUCAUCUUCCACAAUUACGGGAAUUGGUGUUGAGUCAUCUACCGGAAUUGAAGAGCAUUUGCAGUGCUGGUGGAGUACUGGUUUGUGAUUCUCUUGGAAAAAUUGGGAUUGUAGACUGUCCAAAAUUAAAGAGGAUGGGUCUUAAUCUUCCCAAACUUGAUAUUGUCCCACCAUCUGCAUUUGCAUCUGCAUCUGCAAAUUUCUCUCUUUCAGUUUGGAUAUAUUCGGAUUGUGGACUGUCCAAGAUUAAAAAGGAUGGGUCUUAAUCUUCCCAAAUUUGAUAAUGUCCCACCAUCUGCGUCUGCAAAUCUUUCUCAUUCAAUUGAGAUAUCAUCAAAGGAGUGGUGGGAAUCAUUGGAAUGGGAUGGUCCCCUACCCAAGUCUCUUUUCGACCCCUUCGUGAGGAUAUGGUAAAAGGUAAAGGGAGGAUCAAACGGAGCAGUUGAG